Racocetra persica is the source of this 399-nucleotide messenger RNA. The record is from the annotation of a GenBank genome assembly. Lineage: Eukaryota; Fungi; Glomeromycota; Glomeromycetes; Diversisporales; Gigasporaceae.
AAUAAUAAAAUAUUGGUGUCAAGGCGCUUAUCCAACGUUGAAUGGUAUCCAAAUCAUAUGCAAACUCCCGGCGGAAAAUUGGAAUUAUUAAAAACUUUUUCCGGGAAUGAAGUCUGGGAAUCCCCAGAAGUUUGCGCUCUCCGAGAGCUUUAUGAAGAAACGGGCAUCUGUGGAGAAAUUAUUAAUAAAAUUGAUGCAUUUCCUCCAAAUAAUCCAGGACGAUUCGGUACUGUACAUGUUUAUUUAGUCAGAAUUGUCUCCUCUCCAACUCCAUUACAUUAUGAAUAUGAAAAAAAUACACAUUGGAUAUUUCAAGAUAUAGAUUCUCUUAAAAAAGAAAAUAAUAUUUCCCCCGCAUUGAAAAAAUAUUUACAAAAAUAUUGGUCUGAUGAAAAAUAA